Molecule: messenger RNA, 6128 nt
Organism: Dermacentor albipictus
Lineage: Eukaryota; Metazoa; Arthropoda; Arachnida; Ixodida; Ixodidae
Source: RefSeq, a predicted model, not a curated record
CCAUAACGAUACAGUUGCUUCCAUGGUCGCUUCAUACCGGCUGCGUCAAGGGGCGCUGGCUUCAGUUUGUUGUGUUUGUUAGCGAAAUGUAAGCCUAACUACGGGAGGAUGUUACUUUUGCCACCGUACGAAGCUUUGUUAUCGUAAAUACGGACCGUGGCACGUCGGGUUACAAGGCGCCUUGUGAGCACCGCCAACAUAAAUGCAAGACGCAGUACAGAAGAAUAGUGUUUUACGCUAUUACGGGGCCACAUGUAAUGUUAACCAUUGAUCAUGUCACACUUCUGCUGAAAGAAGCUCAACCUCACCAUAACCGACAGCAGUUAUCAUGUGGCCAUGUCAAGCCAUGUUCAAGGCAGAUGUCUGAAGCGGGCUCCGAUGCCGAAGUGAGCUCGGAUUCGGACAUUAGUUACAAUGACUACUACAAUUGCCCAGAGGAUGGGGAAAUUGACCAGCAAGACCAGAAGAAGCAGGACCCCGAGUACUUUGAGUUUGAGUGCCUGUCUAUCGAGGAUGUUGAGCGACUGCUGAACGAAUCUGUCGAGUCCAUUUGUGCUAGCCUCAGCGUGAUGCCCUCGCUGGCGAAAGUAUUGCUUCACACCCACAACUGGAAUGCACAAGAGAUCAUCCAGAAGUACAAGCAGAAUGCAGCGCAAGCCCUGGCCGAUGCAAGGAUCAAGCCACUGCGGUCCGCCGCUGUAGAAAUGCAGGCAAUAAGGAAGAACCCUUCGGUUCAGUGCCCUAUCUGCCUGCAGAACUUUGCUGGGGAAAGGUUCAGGGGCCUGGCGUGUGGGCACUACUUUUGUGCAGAUUGCUGGGCCAUGCACUUUGAGAUACAAAUCCUGCAGGGCAUUUCUACAGCCAUUGAAUGCAUGGCACAGUUCUGCAACAUUCUGGUCCCAGAGGAUUUUGUCCUGAGCCUGCUGAGCAAAUCAAUCCUGCGUGAGAAGUACCAGCAGUUCAUGUUCUCCGACUAUGUGCGGAGUCAUCCCGAGCUGCGUUUCUGCCCUGGUCCCAACUGCAAUGUCAUUGUCCGAGCCAAAGAAAACAAGAGCAAGAGGGUCGUCUGCAAGAACUGCAAGACGACGUUCUGCUUUCGGUGUGGGGGAAACUACCACGCGCCAGCAGACUGUGAUACAAUCAAGAAGUGGAUCACAAAGUGUGCCGACGAUUCGGAGACUGCCAACUACAUCUCUGCUCAUACUAAGGACUGUCCAAGGUGCCACAUAUGUAUAGAAAAAAAUGGGGGUUGUAACCAUAUGCAAUGUUACAGUUGUAAAUAUGAUUUUUGUUGGAUGUGUCUCGGAGACUGGAGGACACAUGGUAGUGAGUAUUACGAAUGCAGUCGGUAUAAGGAAAACCCCAACAUAGCCAACGAAUCCGCCCAUGCGCAAGCAAGGGAAGCGCUGAAGAAGUACCUCUUCUACUUUGAAAGGUGGGAGAAUCAUGCCAAGAGCCUUCGUCUGGAGGAGAUGACGCUCAGUGCCAUCAAGAACCGCAUCAAUGGCAAGGUGAUGGCAAAUGAGGGAACCUGGAUCGAUUGGCAGUACCUGCUUGAUGCGGUCUCUCUCUUGGCCAAGUGCCGUUACACCUUACAGUAUACAUACCCCUAUGCCUACUACAUGGAACCUGGGCCCAGGAAGGAACUGUUUGAGUACCAGCAAGCAACCUUGGAAGCAGAAAUAGAGAAUCUCUCAUGGAAGGUGGAACGUGCAGAGACGACAGACAGAGGGGAGCUUGAAAACCAGAUGGACGUCGCUGAGAAGAGGCGCUCAAUUCUCCUCAAGGACUUCCUUGUCUAGCAGGGCAGAAGGCUCUAGUCACCUGUGCACAGACACAUGACUGUCGUACCGUCACACCAAAAAAAGAAAGAAGCAAAAAAAUCUGACGCUACCGUGCCAGGACAUUACUGAAGGAGAUGCUCGACUUGGGACCCCCGCUACUAAUCAGCGGGCGUCGUACCUCAUCAUCAUCACGUCUUUCACGUUUGCAGUCAUCGGUGUAACAUCGAGGCACAAAACUAAUGGGGAUCUCUCCUCGUCCUCAACGGUAAAUUGUAAUUAACAGAGCAAGGAUGUGGGAAGCUUUCCACGGGCAUUCGGUGUUCCGUAAAAAGUGAGAACUAAAUCCGGAGGUACAGGUAAAGCCUUCCGGCAUGAGGGGGAAAAAGAAAUGUUAACGAGAGUUGCGGGAGCGGUUUCCUCAUCUGAGCAUCGUGCCAUUCACAAACGUGAUUUCCUGGUAACCUGACCUGAAGGCUGUAUUUGUCGAUCGAUUUCUUUUGGUGGUGAUUCCGCACUGCACUAUUAUUUUGCUAUUCCUUUUUGCUCUUUGUCAGUGGUCCGAGUGGUGCUCCUCCCUCCCACCAGGAUUGGUUGGUUGUGAAUGGUGGAUGCGAGGAAAGAAAUCUCUAUGUUAUACCAACCCUGGUUUCCUUAAUCGUGUUAAGAAUAGCACAGGGUGGGAGGUUGCGUACAAAAAUUAUGCGCAGUGAGUUAGCGAUUUUCUGCUUUGUUCUAUCUUUCUAGAGAGAGCUGCUGCGGUUGAAGGAAUUCAACUUAACUGCUCAUGCAUUGUCAUUGGGGUGAACUCGACAUCUGUGCAAUCGCACGAAUUUCGUGAUUACAAGUUUUUUUUUCUCUCUUCAGGUGCGGCAGCAUUCUGUCGCUUCCUCUGAGAGCAUAGGACGCGAUUCUGUCCCUGGAAAUUCCAGGGACAGAAUUCAUUCAUUCUAGUUCGGUGGCCAAAAAUGGACAUGACGUCAUCAUAGUGACUGAAUAUGUCCGCAAAAGUGACAUUUCUUUCGUCCAAAUUGGGAACGCAUCUGGUCGCCUUCAGUGCGGUUCACUGUUGUAGCGGCAAGCAUUUAUACAAGCCGCAAGAUUUCUACUGGCAGUUGCCUUAAUGCACUUGGCUGUGAUGCGGUGUCAAGGUGAUCCUGACAAAAAGUAUGCUUUCCAUGUCCCAUAUUUGCCGAUUUAGUUAGUUGCUUGCAUGCUGGGAGCGAUCUCCACGCAAGUGGUCAAUCGAGAGUGCAGCCUUCUGUAAUCUUGCUCUCUAUGAUUGAAAAACUUCGCUGCAAUGCAGAACAGGAAUCGCUGUACUGCAAGAGUGAUCUCCACAAAAGCAGUCGAUUGAGGACACAACUUCUAGCUCUCUAAGGCCAAAAUAUCAUCACAGGAUAAAAAUCAUUGCAUUGCAAAUUAGAAAAAAACUAACUCUUCUGGAGAGUUUUGUUCAAGUGUUGCGUCGGAGCAGCGGACUGCAUUUAACUUAGGGUCGAAGGUGCGCGGCAGGAAACGUUUAGGAGCAGGGAAUCCCUGUCUUUGCAUUGUCCGGUGACGUUAAAAUGUUCUUUCUGCUGGCGACCUAGCAACCUUUGCACGUUGACGUCAUCUGCAAAGAAUCUUUCAGCUCCCACAAUUGCCACAGCACUGGUGCAUAUUUGCGUUAAUUUAGGUGACACCUGUUCAUGCUGUCCCGUCUGCACUACUUUUCUUCAUAAAGCCUUCUGUAAGGGGAGAGUUCAGCUCCAAAUACUUUUAAGUUUUGAGGCUUGCUGCAUCGUAGCAGACAUGGUAUGUUGCAGUGACUUGCACUGCAUACCACAUCUUAAAAGAAGCUCGUUUGAAAGUUUCGCUACCACCAUCACUGUCUGUUCAGCCAUGUGAUUUCACGUUACCAAAGCCAUACUGCACAUGAAUUUGGUGCCAUUCAACUAGCAGAGUGUGCUGGAGACGGACAAUAAUGGUAGAGUGCUAGCACUAUGCUAGAACACUCCAUUGGGCACACAGAUUAGCCGAGAGGAGGUGGCUUGUAAAAGCAAACAUACUGAUUCUGAGUAAGAACACUUCUUUGAGAAUGGACACUUGAAUUGAUGGGUGCUGGGAGCUAUGGCUCACGGCCCCGCUAUAAUGAGCUUUCUAGCUCUAGCCCGUAAGAUAAACGUGACGUUAGGUGUGUUCCUGUGAAUUGAGUCAGCACAGCUUCCUAGUAUGUUGGUUAUCAAGCUUCUAGUAGUUUGAAACUUUCACAAGCCCAUUUGUGAACUCUUUAGAGUACAUAUAUUAUAACAGUGAUAACAGUUAUUGGCAUUUCCCUUAACUUGACAUGAUGGCAAUUAUCGUCAAGAUUGCCAAAUGCCUGAGGAAAACUGCACCACUCAAUAUAGUGCACACAGAGUCACAGUGGUGUCACAGAGUAUUGAACAUACAAUAGUGGCAAGGUCAAAAUAAGUGUAUGUAACUGUCUAAAAGGGGGUUGCGGUGAUUGCUGUGGCUUUGCUCUAGAUUAAUUCAGGAGUGUGUGCUUUUUUUUUUUUCAGUUGCACACAGCUACGUUAAUACAGGAAAAGCUCGAGCUGUUACAGUUGAAGAUGUGUAUUUGUGAUCCCUGUAGUUUCCUUAUUAGGUACUUCAUUUUUCACUAGUGGUCAAGCAACUCAUUAGCAACCUUGUCUCUUGUUGUGUCACCUACUUGAUCUACAACUUAGCAGGGUUCUCAGUUUCAUGCAAGCUCUUCACAAUAUGCCUUGCUGGGGUACCUCACUUGCUCUUUUAAUAUCCACUGUCCACCAUGGCAUGUUUUCUGACUGCUCUCAACAAAUCCCCCCCUUUUAACUAUCUAAAGGACCCGUGUAGUUCUCAAAUAAUUUGAGAAACGCCACUUCAGUAACUCUUCCCCCUACAGAAGGCCUUAUUUCUCCACGAUCUCUGGUGUGAGAACUUCCCAGUUGCUACUGUGACCAUGAUAACAAAGCACAUUGUUACAAGUUUGUGUUUUGCUCUGCCCCUUCUGUGCUUUCUCUUGACAUAACAAUCCCAUCUCCGUAGCUGCUAAGACGAGCAUACUCAUUGCUUCAAGUUUGUGUUACGAGCCACCAGACGUUGCCUAUACAUGCUUCUCUGCACUGCAGAGAUGGAUCGUUGACUGAAAAAAUAAUCCUAACAUGUUUUUUGUCAGCUAUUUGCCUUUGAGGGGCACAUGAUAACAGGUUGUUGCCAAAUAAGCCAGUUUUCUCCCACUAAUCAUGCUUGUGCUUCAGCGUUUGCAAUCUAUGAACCCACACUUUUCUUCGCUUGACAUUGUCUCGUCACCUGCUCAUGCUGGCAUGGGCAGAGGAGUAUCUGCUCCUAAACAUUUCUUGCUUCAUGGCAGGAGAUGAUGAAAUGACUACUACUAGCCAUUAAAGAUGGAAGUAAAGCAAUAGUGAUGCAUGACUGCAGAGGUCUCAUUUAGGUGAAGGCAGCGUCUUUGUUGGAGGUGCCUUUUGAAGUAUGUCGAAGGGAAUGAAAAAUGAUGCAAGCACUUUUGUUUACUACUAUCCCGACAGCUGAUUACCUCAGUCGGGUGUGUAGAUAAGGCAGGUUUUGCUGGUCACGUAGGAGCACCCCUCUGUGCAUUGAGAGUGUACUCUUCGAACUGAUCCAGUGUGAUAAUUGCAUUUUCCGAGUCUGCGGGUUCAUGAGCUGAACACGCAAUCCUUUGUGAGACAUAGGCGUUCUUAAAUGUGUUGCAAAAUUAAAUGUGUUAAUUGCUUAUUCAUUGCGAAAGCACAUUUCUGCAGAAUGCCAGGUUGCCAGAUCGACACAUGAUCUAGCAUUGAAACAACCUGGCAGACACCCAUUGUUUAAAUGCUUUUUAAAAGAAAAAUGCAGUUUUAAAUUGACCAGCAAAACAUGUUUUAAAAGGUGUGGAAAAUAGAAAAAAAGAGAAUAGUGUGCAAGGUACAUUUGCUGCAUGACAUCUUUAUACAACAUUUGCAAGCUUUUAGUAAUGAAUUUACAAGCGAACUCGGUGAAAGCAAAGAUAGAAGAUGUGCCAAUGUAAACGAAUAUGUGGGAACUGUUUGUAAGCUUUCUUUGUAUAUCUGUGUGCGCUGUUCCAAUGGCCAAGCCUGAAUUGCUACGUAAAGCAGUGUUCUUAAGAGAGAUGGGUAUUUGUUUGAAAUCAUGUUGGAAGAAAAGUGUGCUAUCCCUGUUACGGAAUGAGCUGGCAUUUUGAGAAAUCUUCUUUUUCUGUUUUGUCUAAGUGAUCUCGUUGCACUUUUUUUUUAUGUACAGUUCUAUAUAUUAUACAUAGGUGGUACUAUACAUAAUUACAAAUUAAAGAAGUUGCUUCUUGUACAA